Molecule: messenger RNA, 771 nt
Organism: Suillus paluster
Lineage: Eukaryota; Fungi; Basidiomycota; Agaricomycetes; Boletales; Suillaceae
Product: glycoside hydrolase family 12 protein
Exons: 5
Coding region: 1-771 (256 amino acids)
Biological process (GO): polysaccharide catabolic process
Molecular function (GO): cellulase activity
Source: RefSeq, a predicted model, not a curated record
AUGUUGUGUCUGUCUGUGCUCCUCUUAUUGAUGCCUCUUGUCUCCAGCAUGUCCCGCAUGCCCAACCAAGCGAGGGCCGUCAACACCACAUCGAUUAGGGGCCGAGAGGGUUCAAUCACUGCGGGACAGUACUCACUGCUUAAUAAUCUCUGGGGCGAGGCCAAUGCUACCUCUGGCUCCCAAACCUCCCAGCUCACGUCAACGAGUAAUAGUACUAUUGCCUGGAAGACGAAUUGGACUUGGACUGGUGGUAUGCGUAGCGUCAAGAGUUUUGCCAAUAUACAGCUUAACAGCGGCAUCAAUCAACGACUGAACGCCAUUUCCAGCAUGCCUUCUACCUGGCACUGGUCUCAGUCGAGCACAGGAAGGGUCGAAGCAGACGUCGCCUAUGACCUGUUUACAUCUGACACAGCUGGCGGCUCAAAUGUAAACGAAAUCAUGAUCUGGCUUGCAAACUUCAACUGGGGACCACUUUCUGCGCAAUACAACGCUACGGGCCACCCUGUCCCAAUUUUAGAAGGCAUCUCGAUACUAGGUGACACCUGGGACUUGUACUCUGGACCCAAUGGACCCACCCAGGUUUACUCGUUUGUUCUGGCUAGCGGUACGAUCGAGAACUUCAAGGGCGACGUUUACAAAUUCCUUUCGUACCUAAUUGACGACGAGCAUAUCAGCUCUUCACAGUAUCUUACCACUGCUCAGGCAGGCACAGAGGCUGUGUCUGGAACGGCCACAUUUACGACGUCUGUGUAUAGUUUGACCAUCAAUUAA